Messenger RNA from Pararge aegeria (speckled wood butterfly), 1355 nucleotides. RefSeq names its product lambda-crystallin (gene Had1). The record is from RefSeq and is a predicted model, not a curated record. Gene Ontology annotation, molecular function: oxidoreductase activity, acting on the CH-OH group of donors, NAD or NADP as acceptor; NAD+ binding. The coding region runs from base 92 to 1054 and encodes 320 amino acids. NCBI's taxonomy places the organism in Eukaryota, Metazoa, Arthropoda, Insecta, Lepidoptera, Nymphalidae. The transcript has 6 exons. Gene Ontology annotation, biological process: fatty acid metabolic process.
GACGCACGAAUGCCAUUCACUCGGGUAACGCGCGUGAAGGAUAUCGUGUCGCAACUUUUACAACAAAUAUUGUAAGAUAUACAAUCUCAAUAUGGCGCCAAAGUUUAAGACUGAAAAGGUUGGAAUAGUGGGCAGUGGUUUGAUCGGUAGAUCGUGGGCAAUGCUCUUCGCUUCAGUUGGCUAUCAGGUCACAAUCUUUGAUAUCGUACCUAAACAAGUGUCAGACGCUCUAGAAGAUAUUAUAGUGCAACUCAAAACUUUGGAGAAAGAUGGCCUGCUGCGUGGACAUCUGAAUGCCGAUGAGCAGUUCAAAUGCAUAAAAGGUUCGUCGGAUUUAGCGACGGCAGUAAAGGAUGCCGUGUUCGUCCAAGAAUGUGUACCAGAGAAUCUUGAUUUAAAGAAAAAAGUAUUCCAGGAUUUAGAUAAAGUCGUAUCCGACAAAACUAUACUUUCCAGCUCAACCUCUACAACGCUACCUUCAUUAUUUUCGGAGGGAUUGAAACACAAAGCACAGGUUGUCGUAUCACAUCCAGUUAAUCCUCCGUACUACGUGCCACUGGUGGAAAUAGUGCCAGCACCAUGGACGAAGCCGGAAGUAGCCAAGAGGACGAGAGAAAUCAUGCUAGAGAUUGGACAAGAGCCGGUUUCACUGUCACGAGAAAUCGACGGCUUCGUACUAAAUCGCAUUCAAUACGCAAUACUAAACGAAGUGUGGCGUCUGGUUGAUGGCGGCGUUGUUGACGUUAAGGAUAUAGACAAAGUUAUAUCUGAAGGAUUAGGAAUGCGGUAUGCAUUCCUGGGCUCGCUGGAAACUGCGCAUUUGAAUGCUGAAGGAAUGAAGAACUAUAUUGAAAGGUAUGGAGAUACGAUAUACAAAGUGAGUGAAAAAUUCGGCGAAAAUCCACGCAUGACCACAUCGAAAAGUGCAGAGACGGUUUGCCAACAACUGAAUGAGAUGGUGCCGCUGGACCAACUACAAAAACGCCGCGCUUGGCGCGACUCCUGUCUCACGCGACUAGCAAUCCUCAAGAAGGAGAUGAAUGCCAAAUAUUAAAUAUCAAUCGUUACUUUAUUAACUGUGAUGUCGAGCUUUCGUGCCUUUACAUUUAAAUUUUAAGUUUCUUGUUCUCAGAUAUUCCCGCAAUAAAAUCAAAACGUUUUAACUUUGUUAUUUUUAACCCAUGUUUUUAUCACGCAAAUUUUAUGCAAAGUUGUGGCAUCGACUAGGUAUGAAAUAUUAAAUUAAAUCUUUAGCGUAAUAUACUAAUAUUGCUUCAUUGUAAUCUUAUGUUGUCAUGUUUGGUUAAAAAUUUAUGAAAGAUUGUGUUAUUUGGAAUAAAAUCAAUUUGUAUUUA